UUCUAACCCCCUGACAUUUCAGGGUUUCAGGUUUUGCGUUGUUUCGUGGCAAUUGGGAUCAACGAAAAGGUUAGGUCCUUGAGUUGGAAAACGCGAUCUCUAGGGCGAUCUGGUCGUCGAACGUGCAAAUGUCCACCCCGGAAGUGAAUACCCCAGAGGAUACGUUGUCGAUGGUUGUCAAGCUUUCAUCCCACAAUGGAGAGGAAAAGCUCCGUAAUGAGAGGACCGGGCGACUGAUUUAGAGGGUGCAGAGGAAAUGGAGCCCCCGUUGGAGUGAAAGAACGUUCAGUGGUCUCCUGGCUUAAAGGCUGCCAGCUUCGCAGAGCUCUCCGAGGAGCUGAGAUUUUCAUCGUUCCUCCAUCGUAAGCACAGUGUACACCAUGGUGCACAUACCGAGUGCUUAUGCCUACAACUUCUGGGCAAAAACCCCUACAGAGGUGGUAGAGCUCACGUGUCUUAUGCCCAAUGGAGUCGUUAUUCCAUUUGAGACAAAUCGCAACACUACGCUCGCUGAGAUCAAGGAGGAUCUCUGGGACGAAGCUAGCAAAUAUCCAUUGCACGGGACAUUGAGGGAUGCCCCGUCGUAUGUUUUCUCUUGUAUUAAUGCCAAUGCAGAGGCUGAAGAGUUGCAGGACGAAAGCAGACGACUCUGUGACAUUAAGCCCUUUUGCUCGGUGCUCAAGGUUAUCGAGCGCGAAGGUGUGAAGGGCGAUAGGAACCUAGACUCACAGAUUGGUUUACUGAUCGGCAAAGGCUUACAUGAAUUCGCUGCGUUAAAGAAUUCGGAAGUAAAUGACUUCCGCUGGAAAAUGAGAGUACUCGGAGACGAAAUUUCCCUCAGUAGACAGAAGAAAUCGUGGGUAGAGAAAGUGCAAUAUCAGUUUCCUUCGAGACUAGCUCAAAGUUCUGCGAUACCUAAGAACAUCGAGUCCAGGCUAAAGGAUGGGAACAUUGUUCUGGUUACUAAGUUUGAGAAUACAGAGACGGCGUUUACGUUCCAAAUCUCCCACACGACAACUCCAUAUCAAUUGCUGGUUCUGAUUUUGAACAAAAGAGCGAACACCUUAAUGUCUCGAGGAGAAAGACCUAAUGACUUUACGUUGAAAGUGUGUGGCCAAGAGGAGUACCUCAUCGGAGAAUAUCCACUUAUUAAAUUUAGCUACAUACAGGAGUGUAUAGCGAGAGAUACUACACCUACGUUAGUGACGUUGGGUAUAGACAGCAUCCCUGUGGAUCAGGAAGGCCCUUUCGAGAACCCUGAGUCGGAUAAUCUGAAACGUACAAGACCUCCCUUUUCGACGCUGACUCUGAGAAAGAAGGGCAAGCAUAUCUCUGCGUGGAAAAUCGAGGAUCAAUUUGUAUUCAAUGUGAAUGGGAUCUCCAGAUUGAACUGCGAUGCAGCUCAUCGCACUGUUGAGAUUGGGCUACAAGCUGGCCUCUUUCACGGUGGGAAGUCCCUUUGCGAGAGCCAGAAAACCAAAGAAACCAUAGUGAGCUCAGAGGGCAGUUGCGAGUGGGAGGAGACUCUGAAAUUCGACAUUAAGGUUAGGGACAUCCCUCGUAUGGCGCGGCUAUGCUUUGUCCUGUACGAAAUAAGCAAGACUGCAAAGGGCUUGAAGAGCAGAAGAUUGGUCAAAGACUCCAAGCAAGAAUUUUUUAUUAAUCCGCUAUGUUGGGCCAACACGACCAUAUAUGACUUUAAGUCGCAGCUGAAGACCGGAGCCAUGACCCUGUACACUUGGACCUACGCAGAGGACAUGCAGAACGAAGACUUGUUACAUCCAUUAGGCACCGUAGUGUCCAAUCCCCACAUUGAUCGAGCUGCUGCGCUGAUGUUGACGUUUCCAAACUACGGUAAGGACAAGUCUGUGCUGUAUCCCUCUCCGGAGAAGAUGGUCGAGUACGCUUCAAAGUUGAGAGAGACAUCGGAGGAUCAAACCUUCGAAGAGGAGGCCACCCAUGAGUCGGCUACUUUACAGCAACUGGAGCUACUGCGCUCUUUGGCUGAUCGAGAUCCUCUGCACGAGUUGCACGAACAGGAGAAAAAGACGAUGUGGAACUUGCGGCAUCAUUGUCUUCAGAAAAUACCUUCGCUAUUGGCCAAGCUUCUACAGUGUGUCGAGUGGAACGACCACAGGGAAGUGGCCGAAGCUACAGCUUUGGUGCAGCAGUGGCCCAAGCUACCGGUAGAAAAGGCUCUUGAGCUGCUUGAUUAUGCUUAUGCGGAUCAAAAUGUAAGAAGCUUUGCAGUUCGCUGCUUGAUGGAUGUCAGCGACGAUGACCUGAGUCUUUUCCUGCUGCAACUAGUGCAGGCUCUGAAGCAUGAGAAUUAUCUUUCUUGUGACUUGACGGAGUUUCUGCUUCGGCGUGCACUAAACAACCAGAGGAUCGGACACUUCCUCUUCUGGCAUUUAAGGUCCGAAAUGCAAGUGGGUGCAGUCUCCGUGCGGUUCGGUCUGAUCCUGGAGGCGUAUUCUAGGGGCAGUCAGCAGCACAUGCGUGUAUUAUUUAAACAAAUGGAUUGCCUAGACAAAUUGAGAACUGCUUCGGAGCAGAUCAAGCAGAAGAAAGAUCGUAAGGCUGCCCUGCAGGGCUUUGAAGACUUCAUCCAGGACCCUCACUGCCAGGAGGCCCUGGGGAAUGUUCUGAACCCCCUCGAUCCAAGCUACCGAUGGAGGAAAAUAAGAGUGGAUAAAUGCCGGGUGAUGGAUAGCAAAAUGCGACCUCUGUGGUUGGUCUUCGAGAACGUGGACAACUUCGGUGACGACAUUUACUUGAUUCUGAAACACGGGGACGAUCUCAGGCAAGAUAUGCUGACCCUGCAAAUGCUGAGGAUCAUGGAUAAGCUGUGGAAACAGGAGGGCCUGGAUCUGAGGAUGAAUCCUUACGGAUGCAUAUCCAUGGACAACAGACUGGGCAUGAUAGAGGUGGUUCUCAAUGCGGAGACCAUAGCCAAUAUCCAGAAGGAAAAGGGCAUGUUCUCGGCGACAGCCGCCUUUAGGCGAGGAUCCUUGCUGGCUUGGCUCAAGGAUCACAACCAUUCGGAGGCUGCGCUCAACAAAGCCAUCGAAGAGUUCACCCUGAGCUGUGCUGGCUAUUGCGUGGCCACAUACGUCCUCGGCAUUGCUGAUAGACACUCGGACAACAUCAUGGUCAAGAAGACCGGUCAACUCUUUCACGUGGACUUUGGCCAUAUCCUGGGUCACUUCAAGGAGAAGUUCGGCUUCCGGCGAGAACGCGUGCCCUUUGUCCUGACCAAUGACUUCGUCCAUGUGAUUAACAAAGGCCAGACGAAGAAGGGACAGGCUGUGGAGUUUCAGAGGUUCCAGAGCCAUUGCGAGCAAGCCUUUUUGGUCCUCCGCAGACACGGCGGGUUAAUACUCUCGCUGUUCGCCAUGAUGAUCUCGACGGGGCUGCCCGAGCUGUCCUCGGAGAAGGACCUAAAUUACCUGAGGGACACCCUGGUCCUAGAGAUGUCGGAGAACGAGGCUCAGAAACACUUUCGUAGCAAGUUCGAUGAGGCCCUCUGCAACUCCUGGAAAACCUCGCUGAACUGGGCCUCCCAUAACAUGGCUAAGAACAACAAGACGACGUAAACGAGGUCCUUCCCCGUUUCCUUCAGUCGGGAUAAACUUAGGGAGGUUCAUGCCGGGCCUUGAGAUCAACUAACUAAAGGAGAGCUCUAAGGGACCCCCAGGAACCGUACUAUUAGCGAAAUCUCGUGGACCGGCAUUUGGCGCGGGGCCAAGGGCAAGACUUGGUUCCUUUUUUGUUCGACCUCGAGGCUCCCGAGGAAGCUCCAGUGGACCCGACGUGCGUGGAAACUGGAAUCCUUAACCAUGUACUUCGGUCUCUUUAAGGUGACGUGAAAGUGCCGUCAAGGCGUUCUCGAUCAUGAUACUUUUCUCCAAACUGGGUGCAUUGAAUUGAUUCAAAUUUGACUAUAUAAAUAUGAAUAGGGUAUGAGAAAGGUCCUAAAACUCAUGAAAUUUCAAUUUUUUUUUAAUUUGUUCAUAGAUACCUUUUAACACUAGAUCUCCUAAGACGGGUCAAAAUGACUUGUUUCAAAUGGCUCAUCAUGUACAAAAAAAAUCUGCCGGUCGUUCUAGUGUUAAAUUU
Molecule: messenger RNA, 4119 nt
Organism: Orussus abietinus
Lineage: Eukaryota; Metazoa; Arthropoda; Insecta; Hymenoptera; Orussidae
Gene: Pi3K92E
Product: phosphatidylinositol 4,5-bisphosphate 3-kinase catalytic subunit delta isoform
Exons: 10
Coding region: 381-3596 (1071 amino acids)
Biological process (GO): phosphatidylinositol-mediated signaling; cell migration; phosphatidylinositol 3-kinase/protein kinase B signal transduction
Cellular component (GO): phosphatidylinositol 3-kinase complex; plasma membrane; cytoplasm
Molecular function (GO): 1-phosphatidylinositol-3-kinase activity; 1-phosphatidylinositol-4-phosphate 3-kinase activity
Source: RefSeq, a predicted model, not a curated record